Trichogramma pretiosum is the source of this 1545-nucleotide messenger RNA. Its product is annotated as ankyrin-3-like. The transcript has 2 exons. The record is from RefSeq and is a predicted model, not a curated record. Lineage: Eukaryota; Metazoa; Arthropoda; Insecta; Hymenoptera; Trichogrammatidae. Gene Ontology annotation, molecular function: protein binding. The coding region runs from base 1 to 1545 and encodes 514 amino acids.
AUGGCACAAGAUAAUGAAAACUAUUUCGACAAAUUAAAGAGUCUGCGUGAACAGGUCAAUUGGGAGAUCGAAUAUGACAGACACGAACUUCUCCGUCAACUUUAUCCCAUUGUCAGACGAUGGAAGGGUCGACUUCCAAAUCUCCGAAACAUCUUUCGAGCCGAAGAAAUCGAAUGUCUUCUUACGGAUUCCGUAAACUUGAUAUACAACAAAAACGAGAGGUAUAUUCGUCAAGGCGAACUGAUCGCCAAGUUCGUGGCUCGCAGCGGCUACAGAGACGAGCCCAAAGUUGAUAAAGACGGCAAGACGUCGACGCGUCGCACCACGCCGAUACAUCAUGCGGCCAGAAGCUGGUUCAGCCAUUGCGAAACCAUGGCCGGUGCGCUUUUUCAAAUAUACUCAGACGUGAACUACGUGGACGAGAAGACCAACAUGACGCAUUUUCACGCGGCCUGCCUGUUCGGCUGCGUCAAAGUCGCGCGGAAAUUCCUCGAGCUCGGCCAGGAUCCCAAUGGUCUCGUAUCGAAAACCGGCGACUCGGCGCUGCACUUGGCUCUGUGGCGCAGCAGAAAAAAAGUCGUCAAAUUGUUGCUGAGACGAGGCGCUGAUCCGAAUCUACCGAACCAUUACGGCUAUACCGCUCUGCACUCGAUUUGCCUUACGAACGAUCGCGAUGGCUUGGCGGAGCUGCUCUUCGAGAUUUGCGACGAGAGGGGUCGAGAGGUGCUGGUCGACGCCCGGAACCGCGAGGGCCGCACGGCGCUGCACAUGGCUCUGGCAAGAAACUACCGGGACACGGCCGAGUUGCUGCUGAGAAGGGGCGCGGAUCCGAACUCGGUCGACGCCGAAGGUUUGACUCCGCUGCACGUCAUCGCCGCGAUAUUCUGGGCCGAUAAAUUGGCGGAGCUGUUCUUCGACGUGAACGCCGAGCUCGGGCAGCGGAGUUAUUUCGUCAUGGAUUGGCCGCGAUGUCCGAACGAGACGUGCGACCACUUCAAGCUGAGACAGACGUCGGCCGCUCUGAUCAUCGUCCAACUUCUCGAGCAAAGAGGAUACGAGCUCGACCGUAGCGGAGCUCUGACGAUCAUGAGACAUUUUGCCCGUUACGAUAUGCUCGAGACGUUGGCGGACUACAACGCGACCUACGAAUUUUUCGGGAAAUCGGAUCUCGACGAAUAUCGCUACGACGACGAGUUCGCCAGCGAAGCCAAGAAGAUAACGAUCGUUCCGAGUCUGUCGCUCAACGACUUGAUACAGUUGCCGGCCGAGGAGGCGGAAAAACGAGUCGGAUACGAGGACUACUUCGAGUUCGCGCGCUCGGGAAAGUUGUUCCACUCCCGUCUGAUUAAUAUCAGUCACGUCGCUUGCGUCGCGCAUCUGUGCGAGCUGAUAACGCGGCGAUUUUUCCGGCGCUGGUCACUGGAUCCUUUCUGGGAGUUGAUUCGCAAGAGGCUGCCGCUUGAGAUUUGUGAAAUGGUCCUGGAUCAGCUGGGAGUCAAGGAUUUAUGCAGCAUUUGCUUGGCCGCGGCCGGACCGAGUUCGUGA